AUGGCCCCCGUCGCUAAGGAUGAUGAGAAGAUGGCCAAAGGAAAGGAGGAAAAGAAGCCCCUUGAGGGUCUCGCUGAGGGAGUGAAGUGGCCAGAUUCUGGCAAGAAUUUGUCCUUUUCUACCGAUCAUCAAGAACUUCCAGCCGAGAAUCAAACUGUUUAUGUUGGUCAGGAAUUCAGUGCUAUCGAUCUUCAAGCACCUACGAGACCGAGUACAGUCGAUUACAAGACCCAAUUUCAACAAUCGAAACAAAUCAUCGUCGAAUAUCUCCUUGACAAAGCCCCGGAAUUUCGAAAACUAUCUGAGCUCCGGGAGAGGGGAUGGAACGAUCCAGCAGGAGAUCAAUUCUUUCAAACGCAACGCCAAAGAGCAGACAAUGCAGACAAAACUCAGCGCUGGAGGUUCUACAACAUGAUGAAGGAAAUAGGAGAGUAUAUGCAUCAGGUCACUGGUGCAUUACGAAUCCCAAGCUCUCCCUCAGAUACGCCCCGUAUCCUUGAUAUGUGCAUGGCACCAGGGGGGUUUCUUGCGACUGCAUUGAAGAUCAAUCCUGAGUCUCAGGCAUUGGCGUUCAGCUUACCUAUCUCUCAAAAGGGGCAUGAUGUUCUUCUGCCAAAGGAUCCAAGAGUAAUACUCAAGUUUCUAGAUAUCACAAUGCUGGCUGCGGAUAUGGGACUGGUUGAUAUACCAUUUGAUCACCCAGACGGCCCAAACUUUCUCUCUCGUCAACUAGGGCCUGAACUUUUUGAUCUGAUCUUUUGUGACGGCCAUGUGCUCAGAAAUCAUGAUCGGGCCGCUUAUCGCGAGCAUACGGAAGCCACCAGAUUAACUCUUACCCAAUUAGCACUUGGACUUGAGCAUCUUAGACCGGGAGGGACCAUGAUCGUGCUUCUACACAAGAUUGAAGCUUUGCAUAACGUUCAGCUUCUAUACACAUUUAGCAAGUUUUCCACCGUGCGUCUUUUCAAGCAUCCAAAGAUUCAUGGUAAACGGUCUUCUUUCUACAUGAUUGCGACAGAUAUCAAGAGCCAUGGUAUAGAUGCUGCUAAGGCGAUCGAACGAUGGAAGAGGAUAUGGAGAGUUGCUACUACUGGGACGCUGAAUAUGUAUUACAAGGCUCUCUGUGAGGACAACUACGAUAUGAACGAGAUACUCCAUGAUUUUGGCUCGGAAUUGGUGCAGCUGGGGAGAAAUGUUUGGAACAUUCAGGCAAGGGAACUGAAAAAGGCACCUUGGACAAGGGAGAAUGCAGUUUCUGGAAAGACCAUCAGUACCAGACGUUAG
Aspergillus affinis is the source of this 1284-nucleotide messenger RNA. RefSeq lists its product as uncharacterized. The record is from RefSeq and is a predicted model, not a curated record. The transcript is spliced from 2 exons. Bases 1 to 1284 code for a protein of 427 amino acids. Gene Ontology annotation, biological process: methylation. Gene Ontology annotation, molecular function: methyltransferase activity. Lineage: Eukaryota; Fungi; Ascomycota; Eurotiomycetes; Eurotiales; Aspergillaceae.